AUGACACAGCGCAGAGAGAAGUGGGGUGAAUUUGCCGUAUCAUCUAUAAAGCUAACAAUCGAGCCAAGCAAGCCGGAUGUUGUGACGUUGUCGCGUACCAGUGGCCGCCGAUUGUACGAUGAAAUUCAGGUCAACGGUUCCAUGCCCGGUAUUCUGAAGAGUGAUGCGUGCAGCCCUAAUCGGCACCUGAUGGACCCGUCCAAAAUGGUUUCAUUUGCGCCAUCGACCAAGCUGAACCAAACAGCGCCAUCCGGGCGUAGGCGCAAUGGUCGUGCGCAUGUCCGAAAACUUUUUCAGGUACGUUCAUCUAAGAAGUGUUGA
Messenger RNA from Gongylonema pulchrum, 321 nucleotides. NCBI's taxonomy places the organism in Eukaryota, Metazoa, Nematoda, Chromadorea, Rhabditida, Gongylonematidae. The record is from the annotation of a GenBank genome assembly.